Leishmania major strain Friedlin is the source of this 1500-nucleotide messenger RNA. Its product is annotated as putative serine/threonine protein phosphatase. Bases 1 to 1500 code for a protein of 499 amino acids. The record is from RefSeq and is a predicted model, not a curated record. The transcript has a single exon. Lineage: Eukaryota; Euglenozoa; Kinetoplastea; Trypanosomatida; Trypanosomatidae. Gene Ontology annotation, cellular component: cytoplasm; calcineurin complex. Gene Ontology annotation, biological process: calcineurin-mediated signaling. Gene Ontology annotation, molecular function: calmodulin binding; calmodulin-dependent protein phosphatase activity.
AUGCUCCUCACAGACCGUGGCAAUCCGUCAGUGCCACCGCCGAAUUGGGAGCCACUGAGCAGCUCUGCGCUCUUCGACGAGAGUGGCACGGCGCGCCCCGAUGUGGUGCGCGAGCACCUCAGAAAGGAGGGUCUCCUGCAGGAGGCGGAUGCCCUGACAAUUAUUACUCAGUGCGCUCUGAUAUGGAAAGACGAGCCAAACGUGCUGCGUGUCGAUGGUCCGGUGGCCAUCGCUGGCGAUAUACACGGCCAAUUUUUCGAUUUACUGAACCUCAUCUCCAUCGGCGGCGACCCGUCCCAGCAGAAGUACAUCUUCCUGGGCGACUAUGUGGACCGCGGGUGCUUCGGAAUGGAGGUGAUUCUGCUACUCAUGUGCUAUAAGAUCUGCUACCCCGACACGAUGAUCAUGCUGCGCGGCAACCACGAAAGCCGACACCUCACGACGUACUUCAACUUCAAGCGCGAGGUGCUCUACAAGUACUCCAUCGCCGUGUACAACGCCAUAAUGUCCGCCUUCGAUUGCCUGCCGCUCGCAUGCAUCCUCAACAAUCGAUUCCUCUGCGUGCACGGCGGCUUGUCGCCGGAGCUGAAGCGGAUCUCCGACAUUGGUGCCAUUCACCGCUUCCGCGAGCCGCCGUCAUCGGGGCCGAUGUGCGACCUGCUGUGGGCAGACCCGCUGGACGAAAAAGAGGAGGACCCUGCGGCGGCGCCGCUGUUCGUGCCCAACACAACCCGCGGCUGCUCUUACGUCUACAGCAACGCUGCGGCCUGCAACUUCUUGGAGGAAAACGACCUCAUCACAAUCAUCCGUGGCCACGAGGCCCAGGAUGAGGGCUACCACUUGUACAAGAAGACAAGCAAGGGGUUUCCUGCGGUGAUUUGCAUCUUUUCCGCGCCGAACUACUGCGACACGUACGACAACCGGGCCGCCGUCGUCAUGCUCAACCGCAACAUUAUGAGCAUCCGCCAGUUCAACAGCAGCCCUCACCCCUACUACCUGCCUAACUUCAUGAACGCCUUCACUUGGUCGCUGCCCUUUGUGGAGGAGAAGUUGCUCGACAUUGUGGCGAACGUCCUCCACCCCAUCGACGGUGGUGAGGAUCAUCUGCUUGUGGACGGGGCGGAGGCGGCGAAGGCCGCACCGACACCGGGGGCGAACACAGAAAGCCGCGACGGGAGAGUCCUGGAACAGCGAGGCGAGAACAUUCGCGAGAAGAUACUGGCGAUGGGGAGGCUCUCCCGCAUGUUCCACACCUUGUGCGAAGGAAGCGAGAGCAGUCUUCCACCCAAGGGACUGACAGGUGACAUACCACCGCAGGGUGGACUGCCGUGUGGCCCCGACAGUGUGCAAGCAGCCUGUCGCGGCCUCCAGCAAUCAAAGGAGCUGGACUCCGUCAAUGAGCGCUGGCAGGAUUGUCUGAUCGAGAGCGAUUUGGAGCCGCAGCCGAGUGCGGCGACCACAGUUCUCAGUGCCGCGUCCUCUAGCACCGGCAGUAGGUGA